UGGAUGAAGAAGACAAAAAGCACACACCACUUGCUCUGCCUCUUCCUGCUCUGUUGGAGGCGCAAAACCAAUGGUGGCCUCGCUCCGAUUAGAGUCUCCGCUGCCGUCGGCGUAUUAUUCGCACCAUUUCUUCCCUGUCAGUACCAGUAACAAUAGAACUACAAGUCAGCUUGAUUGGAGCCGGUGCCACUACCAACGGCGGCCUCCUACUUGCAGCCUAGAAGUGCAAAAGUUUCCUGUGAAAUCCAGUUCCGUGGUUCUUUACGCUUCUUCAGGCGGCAGCACUGCUCCCGCGGAUGAUGAAACUAUGGAACCUCCAUCUUCGCCGCCUGAAAGCUCCAAGGACCGCCGCAAGGUGGUACAAGUGGCCUGGGAGAAGCUGGUUCGCUGGUCCCGCUCUUGGCGCUCCAAGGCCAAAACAGACGUUCUUGAACGCGCUAACAAGGUGGUGGUGCUCGGAGGUGGAUCUUUUGGAACAGCAAUGGCUGCUCAUGUUGCAGAAAGAAAGGCCCAACUAGAAGUUAAUAUACUUGUACGGGAUCCUCAAGUAUGUCUAUCUAUAAAUGAGAGACACCAUAAUUGCAAGUAUUUCCCUGACUACCAGCUACCUGAAAAUGUUAUUGCAACGACUGAUGCCAAAGCCGCUUUGAUGGGUGCAGAUUUCUGCUUCCAUGCUGUACCAGUGCAGUUCAGCUCAGCAUUCCUUGAGGAGAUUGCUGCAUUUGUUGAUCCGGGCUUACCUUUUAUAUCCCUCAGCAAAGGUUUGGAGCUGAAUACGUUAAGAAUGAUGUCCCAAAUAAUUCCAAAAGCACUAAAAAAUCCUCGCCAGCCUUUUAUUGUUCUAUCUGGACCUUCUUUUGCACUGGAAUUGAUGAAGAAAUUGCCAACAGCAAUGGUGGUGGCAUCAAAGGACAAGAAGAUGGCAGAUGCAGUUCAGCAACUUUUAGCUUCUAGAAACAUGAGGAUUAGUACAUCCAGUGAUGUUACAGGGGUUGAAAUUGCAGGUGCGCUGAAGAAUGUACUUGCUAUAGCAGCUGGGAUUGUGGAUGGACUCAAUCUGGGUAACAAUUCAAUGGCAGCAUUAGUUGCACAAGGCUGCUCUGAGAUACGUUGGUUGGCAACAAAGAUGGGUGCCAAAUCAACAACCUUGACUGGCUUGUCAGGAAGUGGAGACAUCAUGCUCACUUGUUUUGUGAAUCUUUCAAGAAAUAGAACGGUUGGAGUUCGCCUCGGCUCAGGGGAAAGUCUUGAUGAUAUACUGAGUUCCAUGAAUCAGGUGGCUGAAGGUGUAUCAACAGCUGGAGCCGUAAUUACACUGGCCCAGAAAUAUAAGGUUAAAAUGCCAGUUUUGACAGCAGUUGCCCGUAUUAUUGACAAAGAACUGACACCGACUAAAGCAGUUUAUGAGUUGAUGGCCCUCCCUCAGGUUGAAGAAGUUUAAAACCUAUGGAUGGGUGGAAAGACAAACAAAAACUUGAUACUGCAGCAAUACUCUAAACAGAUAGUGCUAUUGUAAAAGGUUCCAGGCCGAAGUAUCAGAGCAGAAUCAUUUGUCUUCCGUUUUUCUGUUUCCGCCUCUUCCUUAAAUCUCUGAGACCGUUACUUCAAAACAUCCUCUUUAUGAGGUGAAGAAUUUUGUAGAAAACAUUUGUUUGUUGAUCAAUGCAAAAUAUUCCACGUAC
Molecule: messenger RNA, 1682 nt
Organism: Coffea eugenioides
Lineage: Eukaryota; Viridiplantae; Streptophyta; Magnoliopsida; Gentianales; Rubiaceae
Product: glycerol-3-phosphate dehydrogenase [NAD(+)] 2, chloroplastic
Exons: 9
Coding region: 71-1441 (456 amino acids)
Biological process (GO): carbohydrate metabolic process; glycerol-3-phosphate catabolic process
Cellular component (GO): cytosol; glycerol-3-phosphate dehydrogenase (FAD) complex
Molecular function (GO): glycerol-3-phosphate dehydrogenase [NAD(P)+] activity; NAD binding
Source: RefSeq, a predicted model, not a curated record